Molecule: messenger RNA, 3087 nt
Organism: Closterium sp. Naga37s-1
Lineage: Eukaryota; Viridiplantae; Streptophyta; Zygnematophyceae; Desmidiales; Closteriaceae
Source: the annotation of a GenBank genome assembly
AUGGCCGGUCGCGAAUUGAAGGCGCUGUUGAACAGUGGCGAGCAGGGCGCUACCUACACAGCUACGAUCUCGAUCGCUGGCGCCACUGUGGAGCUCCCCCCCGAGCAGAGGAAGUGCUUCUCCGAUGAUAAGCACCCUUUCACCGCGACCUCAUUCGACUUUCUCGCCUGGGAAGUGAGUGACAAGAAGGCCUCCAACGCGGGCAUGUUGCUGCUAUUGCGGCCGGACCACCUGGGGCUUGACGCGACCGCACCCUGGAAAACUCGCUUUGUCCGCGUCUGUCACCCCACUGCCGCGGCUGAACAUCUUGCCGCGGUGGACCAGAUUGUCAAGUACGACAUCUCAUCCUGGAAGGCCCCUUGCGGUCCACUCGCAUGUGGGUUCGCGUUCGACAGAGUUCUCAACGACCUUGACGCGGUUGUUGGACACGAACCGGCUCCUCGCAUCGCCAAGCCGAUUGCUAGGACGCUGACAACAUUGCGGCAGGAUGCGAAACGUGCAGCUGAAGAGCUCGCGUUCAGGUCCCGGUGCGGCAUCGCGGACGGUCAUGGGGGGGAUGCCCACGGCGGUGACCGCGAGAGGUCGCACGAACAACCAGCGGGAUCACACGUUUCCGGUCGUGAUAACGUCGCUCUCAACACAGCUCUUGCGCUCGCGAACACAGGGGAGGGGGACCAGGGGAAACCGGACAAGAAGGAGGAGGGCUCGAGCUCUGACCGCGACGAGGACGCCGCUGUUAACGCGCAGGAGGGUGGGGGUGACGAGAAAGCAGAGGAGGAGGCCGACGAGGGCGAGGGACACGGUCGCGAUCAAGGGGAUGCCGCGGAGGAUGACCAGCGCGGUGAUUUGGAGUUGGAGGACUCGGAUGAGAUGGAGGACGAGGACGACGAAGAGGAAGAGGAAGAGGAAGAGGAGGAGGAGGUGCAGGAAGUUGCGGCCAACAAUGCCGGGCGGGCUGCGGCCGCGGUAGCGGGUGCAGGGAAGAGUAUUCGCGGUCUGCAGGCUGUGCUGUCCCCCCGCCCCGGGAGCGCGACCCCAUCGGGCGAGUGCGCGGGCAAGAGUCCGGUCUUGGGCAAGCGGAAACACUCGGAGCUGGUGAAGAUGGCUCCUGAGAAGCUGGCCGCGGAGAUCCUCCGUUUGAACCAGCAGCUGGAAAAUCAGAAGCGCAAGCUGGACGAGGUCGCGUCCGCGGUGCCCGGUGCUGAAUUCGCGGUGGUGAUCACGCAGAAGUACGAGGAACUCGAGUCCACGGUGGAGAAGGUGCUAACCCACGUGCAGAACACGGACCGGGUGAUUCGCAGGGAAGCCAAGCUGGCCGCGAAGGCCAGGUCGGAGAAUCGCGACAUGCGGGAGAUGCUGAAACGCGCUGCGGUCCGACUGGAAGAUUGCGCGGGGAGCAUGAAGGGGGUGGUUGUGGACUCCAUGGAGAACGCCCAGAAGAAGCUCACGGGCGAGGUCGCGCGGAAGAUCGACGGCGCGUCAUCCAACAUCGCGGGUACCGCCGAGAAAGCGAUCACAAAUAGUGGUGUCACGAGCUCCCUCAACAUCAUCAUCGCGAUGCUUUCCGGGCGGGCGGCACCCCCACAGGUCCCGGUUGGAACGCAUGGGCAGGUGGUGGACGAGGUCGCGGAGAAGGAGGGUGGGAAGAAGGCCGCGGACAAGGAGAUUGGGAAGAAGGCCGCGGACAAGGAGACAGGGAAGAAGGUCGCGGACAAGGAGACAGGGAAGAGGGUCGCGGACAAGGAGACAGGUAAGUGUGAGAGCAGCAGGGGUGGGAAGCGCCAGAAAGGGGUCGCGAUCCAUUCCGUCAUCGACAUCCUUAAGACUAAAGGGGGCGCGGUCGUCGAUCGAGUUCCGGGAAGCACCAGGGGGGCUGCUGCUGAUGCUGGACCACCGCCUGCGACCUCGGGUGUGGAAGCUGGUAAAGGCAAGGCCAAGGUCGAGGACGCCCCGCCCGCCUCCACCACCACCCCAACCGCCAUCACCACCGCGAUUGUGCCCGCGUCAGGCAACACCGCCGCGGUCGCGCCAGGACAGCCGGGACCCAGCUCUAUCGCCCCUGCCAUCCCCCCCUCUGCAGAUGUGAAGGCGAAGAAUCAGGGCCGCAGUGGUUGUAAGCCUCCUGCAGCCGCGGUGAAGACUGAACGCGACGACGACGAUGACUCUGACGCGGACGAUGAGGUUGAGAUGGUGCUGCAGAGGUUGUGCGGGCCAAGCGACACCAGCGGCGCAGGCGGCAAGCGCAAGGGCUGUGGGAUCCGCCCUCUGCCCAGGGGUGGGGAGGGGAUGGUGGGCGAACCGUGGCUGGGGGGGAGACGUCGCUGGCUCGGACAUCACUCUCUCCAAGAGGUGCAGUACCUGACCGCGAUCGCGGUGAUGUGUUACGCCAAGAAGAUAGACCCCGGGCUCAAGCUGACUGCGCAGCAGAAGAGUGAGUGGGCCGAGGACAUCUCCGCGGCCGGGACGAUGUGCACCGGGCUUUUCACCACCAUGCACCUCCGCAACCUUUGCGGCAAUGUUGACAGGUACCACCACAUGUUCAAAACAUACCGCGACCUCACCCGCCGCGGGUCCCCGAUCAGCAACGCGAUAGCCUGGGCAGCCGCGGUGGGGAAGGAGGCUGCAGAUGAGGAGCCCGAUGUCACCGGCGCCCAAGUGGGCCUGUUCGCUGGUGCGGUCGCGUGCGCCGUCGCGAUGGUGUGGGAGACCUGCAACGGCAGCGAAAUCGAGUCUGUCGCGGAUGCUGGAUACUCCGCGGCGCAGCUUGCUGGCACGCCAGAGGAAAUGGCCCGCGGUCACGCCACGAUCGUGACCGCGGUUUUCAAGUGGGCCAGGAAGGAGAAUGCUCGCGUGCAAGCCCCUGAGGUCACACCAAAGCAGAUCGCGGAGAAGAUUGAGACCGCGGUCGUGAACCGUCUCGGUGCGCGACUUGGCGACCCCACAGUAGUCGCUAUGGUCGCGCACGAGGCAGUAGACGUGCUGAUGUCCUGGUGCGACUGCAAGAUCGCGGCCAAGGCGAUGGAGGCCAACGGGCUCUACCUCGCUUUGCCAGAGAAGCGGCUGUCCGCGAAGAAGAGGUCCGGGUGA